GAACGCACCGUCGCGUUCCGUCCUCUGUCGCGCUCUUCCUCUUCUGCGCAAUCGUCUUACCAAUCGGCGGUUAACUUUCGUUUGUUAAGACCAGAAUCCGAUCGGGCCAAAUUGCAAUCCCCUGGAUGCGGAUGCAAAAAGAAUCUGUGGGAUGUGUGCGAUUAAGUGGACUCUUUAGGUGUUUAACAAACAAAUUAACCCAACUACUCCACGGAAGUUUAAAAACGCAAGUUUAAACGAAAACAAAGUGAACGAAAAUUACUGCUCAGGUUUAAAAGUUUAUAACAAAAAGGCAACUUAAGCGUUGUGUUUCAUGUGCAAAAUCUUAAGGAAUAUCUACACAAAUAUACUCAUAUAUUUUCGGAAUAAAAUUACUAAAGCCAAUCGUAAUAAUAAAUCUUGUGAAGCGUGUAACUUGUAUAAAUUAUAACGUAACAUAUAUAAAAACAACUAUAACAUCAGUUUGUAAACAAACGAAUAAAAGAUUAAACCUUAUACACACCUAAAUACGGUCAUCAAAUAUAUAUUCUUAUACAUAUUAUUCAACGAUUUUAAUCAAUCCAUACAUCAAUCAAUUCAACAAUCAAUCGAGCGAUAUACUUCAUUUUGCAAAUCUACUUCAAAGGAAACCUACAAACAUACUCAGACGCUGCUGUGGAUCGGGCGGAGCAUAGAUCAGCAAACAAUAAGCCAUCAAGUAUUAUUAGCAACUAAAACGAACUCAGACUCGGAAUCAGCCUCAGAACUCGAACUCAGCACGAGAUCAUCCAACUCAACUCAACUUAACGCAACUCAGUCGAACUCAUCUCAUCGUCAACGGAAGUAGCCUCAACCAGAAUACCAGAAUACCAGAAAUCACCAGAUACAAGUAUAUAUUUAGACAUAUUCGGUAAGGAUCAAGCAACUGUGGGCAGGUAUAGGAACAACGCUAAGCUAAACGUAAGGACUAAGGACAACCAAUUCUCUAGGAUACAAUAGCAUACAAGGAAAACAUACAAAACAGAAGAAACUGCAACUUUGAAGGCUGACAAAACUAAUUUUUGAUAAUCCAAAAGCAGAAGCGAACAAAUUACAAAAUACCACAAGCGGCAACAACAAAAGCGUAAGAAGAGACUGAUUUUAAAACAAAAAGAGCAAGCGGCAAGCGGCAGAUAAAAGGCAGCAGAAGUGAGGCAACAGUGAUUCAGGAUCAAAUCCAAACAAAAACAAAAUACAAGCAACAAAGGCAACUUUCCAUACAACACAUAUUAGAGCAUAUAUUUAAGACAGAUUGAUAUUUUUGAGCGAUUAACCCUAUUUUGGUAUAUCAUGUUGAAGAAACUCAAGUGCAUGGAGGCGGCGCAGGCAGCGGCGGCUGCAGCCUCAUCCGAAGGAUCGCCCUCCACCGCGAAACUGAUCAAGACCGAACCCAUUGACUUCGAGAUGCUGCACCUGGAGGAGAGCGAAAGGCAGCGCGACCUGGAGCGGGAGCCCACCAGCAGCAACAGCCUGACCCCCCAGCGGUACACCCACGUGCAGGUGCAGACCGUGCCGCCCCGCCAGCCCACGGGUCUGACCACGCCGGGCGGCACCCAGAAGGUCAUCCUCACGCCGCGCGUGGAGUACGUCCAGCAGAGGGCCACCAGUUCUACGGGCGGCGGGGUCAAGCACAUCUACAGCCAGCAACAGGUGGGCGCUGCAGCGCGAUCCGCCCCACCCGAGGCCACGGCCCUGCUGACCACCACCUCGGGCACCCCCCAGAUCAUCAUCACCCGCACCCUGCCCUCCAGUCAGCACCUGUCGCGGCGCCACUCGGCCAGUCCCUCGGCCCUGCACCACUACCAGCAGCAGCAACAGCAGCAGCAGCAGCCACAACGACAGCAGCAAUCGCCACCACCGCUGCACCACCAACAGCAGCAGCAUGUCCGGGUGAUCCGCGAUGGCCGGCUGUAUGACGAGACCACUGUGGUGGUGGCUCGUCGGCACUCGGUUUCGCCGCCUCCACUGCACCACCACUCCAGAUCGGCGCCCGUGUCCCCGGUGAUUGCCAGGCGAACGGGAGGUGCAUCUGCCGCCUAUAUGGAGCAGCAAUAUCAGCAAAGGCAGACUCCACCCCUGGCUCCGCCGCCGCCGCCUCCACCUCCGCCACCACCUCCACAGCCACAGCCACCCCAGCAGCAGCAGCAGCAGCAGCAAUAUGUCUCCAGCGGUGUUGCACCGCCCACGGCAGCGGCUCGGAAGCUGGUGGUUAGCACCAGCACGCGUCACGUGAACGUGAUCGCCUCCAAUCAUUUCCAGCAGCAGCAUCAGGUGCAGCAGCAGCACCAGCCGCAUCAGCAGCAUCAGCAACAUGUGAUUGCCAGCGUUAGUUCUAGCAGUGGCUCCUCGGGAGCAGCCGGCCCUUCUUCUGCGCACAUCUUCCGCACGCCCGUGGUAUCCAGCAGCAGCAGCAGCAACAGCAACAUGGCGCACAGCAGCAACAUGCACCACCAGCAGCAACAGCAGCAGCAGCAGGCGAACCUGGGCAGCUCGGUGAUGCGGCCACCACCGCCGCCGCCUCCGCCCAAGGUCAAACACGCCUCCAGCUCCGGCAGCAGCGGCUCGAGCAGCAGCAACACCAACAGCAGCAGCAGCAGCAACGGCGAGGAGCCGUCUAGCUCGAUUCCUGAUCUAGAAUUCGAUGGCACAACGGUGCUGUGCCGCGUUUGCGGGGACAAGGCCUCCGGCUUCCACUACGGCGUGCAUUCCUGCGAGGGUUGCAAGGGCUUCUUCCGUCGCUCCAUCCAGCAAAAGAUCCAGUACCGCCCCUGCACCAAAAAUCAGCAGUGCAGCAUUCUGCGCAUCAACCGCAAUCGCUGUCAGUAUUGCCGCCUGAAAAAGUGCAUUGCCGUGGGCAUGAGUCGCGAUGCUGUGCGUUUUGGACGCGUGCCGAAGCGCGAAAAGGCGCGCAUCCUGGCGGCCAUGCAGCAAAGUACCCAGAAUCGCGGCCAGCAGCGGGCCCUCGCCACCGAGCUGGACGACCAGCCACGCCUCCUCGCCGCCGUGCUGCGCGCCCACCUCGAGACCUGCGAGUUCACCAAGGAGAAGGUCUCGGCCAUGCGGCAGCGGGCGCGGGACUGCCCCUCCUACUCCAUGCCCACACUUCUGGCCUGUCCGCUGAACCCCGCCCCUGAGCUGCAGUCGGAGCAGGAGUUCUCGCAGCGCUUCGCCCACGUGAUCCGCGGCGUCAUCGACUUCGCCGGCAUGAUUCCCGGCUUCCAGCUGCUCACCCAGGACGACAAGUUCACGCUCCUGAAGGCCGGGCUCUUCGACGCCCUGUUCGUGCGCCUGAUCUGCAUGUUCGACUCCUCGAUCAACUCGAUCAUCUGCCUGAACGGCCAGGUGAUGCGGCGGGAUGCCAUCCAGAACGGGGCCAACGCCCGCUUCCUGGUGGACUCCACCUUCAACUUUGCGGAGCGCAUGAACUCGAUGAACCUCACGGACGCCGAGAUCGGCCUCUUCUGCGCCAUCGUGCUGAUCACACCGGACCGCCCCGGACUGCGCAACCUGGAGCUGAUCGAGAAGAUGUACUCGCGCUUGAAGGGCUGCCUGCAGUACAUCGUGGCCCAGAACAGGCCCGACCAGCCGGAGUUCCUGGCCAAGCUGCUGGAGACGAUGCCCGACCUGCGCACCCUGAGCACCCUGCACACCGAGAAGCUGGUGGUCUUCCGCACCGAGCACAAGGAGCUGCUGCGCCAGCAGAUGUGGUCCAUGGAGGACGGCAGCAACAGCGACGGCCAGCAGAACAAGUCGCCCUCGGGCAGCUGGGCGGACGCCAUGGACGUGGAGGCGGCCAAGAGCCCGCUGGGCUCCGUCUCCAGCAGCGAGUCCGCCGACCUGGACUACGGCAGUCCGAGCAGUUCGCAGCCGCAGGGCGUGUCCCUGCCCUCGCCGCCGCAGCAGCAGCCGUCGGCGCUGGCCAGCUCGGCUCCCCUGCUGGCCGCCACCCUCUCCGGCGGCUGUCCGCUGAGGAAUCGCGCCAACUCCGGCUCCAGCGGCGACUCCGGAGCAGCCGACAUGGACAUCGUUGGCUCGCACGCCCAUCUCACCCAGAACGGGCUGACCAUCACGCCCAUCGUGAGGCACCACCAGCAGCAGCAGCAACAGCAGCAUCAGCAGCAGCAGCAACAGCUGUGCCACCAGCAGCAGCAGCACCCCCAACUGCACCACCACCUGACCGCCGGAGCAGCCCGCUACCGGAAGCUGGACUCGCCCACGGACUCGGGCAUUGAGUCGGGCAACGAGAAGAACGAGUGCAAGGCCGUCAGCUCCGGCGGCUCCAGCUCCUGCUCCAGUCCGCGCUCCAGUGUGGACGACGCCCUGGACUGCAGCGACGCCGCCGCCGCCGGCAACCAGGGCCAGCACCAGGUGCCGCACCCCCAGCUGAGUGUGGUGGCCGUCUCGCCAGUCCGCUCGCCCCAGCCCUCGAGCAGUGGCCACCUGAAGCGGCAGAUUGUGGAGGACAUGCCCGUGCUGAAGCGGGUGCUCCAGGCGCCGCCGCUAUACGACACCAACUCGCUGAUGGACGAGGCCUACAAGCCGCACAAGAAGUUCCGCGCCCUGAGGCACCGCGAGUUCGAGACCGCCGAGGCGGAUGCCAGCAGUUCCACAUCGGGCUCGAACAGCCUGAGCGCCGGCAGUCCGCGGCAGAGCCCCAUUCCCAUACCGAAUAGUGUGGCCACGCCCCCGCCCUCGGCGGUCGGCGCUGCCCUCGGCAAUCCCGCCCAGAGCCAGCUGCACAUGCACCUGACCCGCGCCAGCCCCAAGGCCUCGAUGGCCAGCUCGCACUCGGUGCUGGCCAAGUCGCUGAUGGCCGAGCCGCGCAUGACACCCGAGCAGAUGAAGCGCAGCGACAUCAUCCAGAACUACUUGAAGCGGGAGAACAGCUCGGCGGCGGCCAGCAGCACCACCAACGGCGUGGGCAACCGCAGUCCCAGCAGCAGCUCCACGCCGCCGCCGUCGUCGUCGUCGUCGUCGGUGGGCCAGGCUCAGCAGCGGUGGGGCAGCAGCUCGGUGAUCACCACCACCUGCCAGCAGCGCCAGCAGUCCGUCUCGCCGCACAGCAACGGCUCCAGCUCCAGCUCGAGCUCGAGCUCCAGCUCCAGUUCGUCCUCCUCCUCCACCUCCACCUCCUCCAACUGCAGCUCCAGCUCGGCCGGCAGCUGCCAGUACUUCCAGUCGCCGCACUCGACGAGCAACGGCACCGGCACCGCCAGCGGCACCUGUGCCCCGGCCAGCUCCAGCUCGGGAUCGGGCUCGAGCAGUGGCACCCCCAUGCUGGAGCUGCAGGUGGACAUCGCCGACUCGGCGCAGCCGCUCAAUCUGUCCAAGAAGUCACCCACGCCGCCGCCCAGCAAGCUGCACGCCCUGGUGGCCGCCGCCAAUGCCGUUCAGCGGUACCCUACUCUGUCCGCCGAUGUCACGGUGACCGCCUCGAGUGGCGGUCCUCCGUCGGCGGCGGCCAGCCCGGCGCCCAGCAGCAGUCCGCCGGUGGGCUCGCCCAAUCCGGGACUGACCACCGCCGUGCCCACGGUCAAGAUGGAGGCGUAAGGGAGGCGGAGGAGCGCCUGGAGAAGUGGGAGAGACAGAGACUGGGAGUGGCAGUGACGGUGAAGCAGGACCACCAGGGAUCUCCGGGGAUCGACAGCAGGAGUUGGAUUAAAUUAUUUUACCUUUAAUUGAGCCGUGUACAAAGUUUCAACGCAAAACCAACAUGCAUGCAAUUUAAAACCACUAAUAUUUAAAGCAACAACAAACAAACAACUACAAGUUAUUAAUUUAAAGAAACAAAACAAAAAACCCAAGCUUGAAUGGUAUUACAGAAGAAUAAGAAGAAAACACUGAAAAAAAACAUAAAUAUAUUUUAGCAGUUAAACUUUAACGUAGCGAGAAACCAACAAAAAAGGCAGCGCUCUGAUUUUGCAUUGACUUUUCUUCAGCUGCUAACCACAACGCCCCCACCCCCUACACCCCCUCGUCUAUCGAACCCUAAUUGUUUUAUAAGUUUUAAGCUCUUGUUGUACAUAUUAAUUACGUUUACGAGUAACUAUGUUUAGCGCUUUAGUUGUAGGCGGAGCAAAACUACUUUGCUUUUUUGGAUGUUUUUUGAAAAAACUGCAAAUUAUUAUUAUUAAAUUUUUAAAUACCUAAAACAAAACAAAAACCAUGUGUGUGAAAUUUUUUAUUGUGCGAUCUCCGAGCAGAAUUGAAGUGCAGUUUGCAACAAAUUUUAACUACGAUUAAGUUGAUAACGAUUCAUUUUUUAUGAAUUUGACUAAUUUUAUGAAUUUGUUAUAGUUUUCCACCCCCUAUCGCCCCUUCUUCGACUUUCUACCCAGCUAUCCAGCUAUCCGUAUUCCCGAUUUCUCCUUUGGCACAAAGCUCUUUCUAUGCUGAAGAUUCAAGUGGAAUAAAUAUUGUUUUCUAAUUUUAAAAUACCACAAAAUACAUUUAAAAUAAACAAGAAGGGAAUGAAAAUCAAACAAAUGCUUAAAUUUUUAGCAGCAAGCAGUAAGACGAUGACGGAGCAGAGGAACCCAACGUUAAAUAUAUCUGUUGUGUACAUAGUUAAAUGUUAAAUUAAACACAAAAACAUAUUUAAAGUACAUAUAAAUACACAUAAAUAUUAAUGAGAAACCUAUGCUUAAAAGAUUCAAUGUUUGAUUGGCAUCUUAGAAAACCAAGCGAAAAAUACAAAAAAAAAACAGAAAUUAUGAUAUAUUAUUUAAACGUAACGUAUACAUUUAUAUUACAGAAAACAAAAGAGAAAACUUGCGGUAGCAACAAAACUAUUAUUAUAAUUACCUUUUAAUUACGCUGUACUAUUAUGAUUAUUAAUUAUUACGAAUAAUUAAUUACGAUUUUUAUGCUUAGACAAACCAACAACAAAAACAAAGAUGCAAAAACAACAAAAAAAAACAAAAAACAAGCAAAAAACUACACUGGCGCAGAAAUUUGUAUUGUCAAUCAAUAAAAAAUUUGUUUAAAAAUUUCAA
Messenger RNA from Drosophila biarmipes, 7013 nucleotides. RefSeq names its product ecdysone-induced protein 75B, isoforms C/D (gene Eip75B). Lineage: Eukaryota; Metazoa; Arthropoda; Insecta; Diptera; Drosophilidae. Bases 1309 to 5568 code for a protein of 1419 amino acids. Gene Ontology annotation, biological process: hormone-mediated signaling pathway; cell differentiation; positive regulation of transcription by RNA polymerase II. The record is from RefSeq and is a predicted model, not a curated record. The transcript has 7 exons. Gene Ontology annotation, molecular function: zinc ion binding; nuclear receptor activity; RNA polymerase II cis-regulatory region sequence-specific DNA binding.